AAUAGUACUUUUUUUGUUGUUAGUUUAGAUUAAAUAUAUGUGUUGGGGGAAAAUGUCACUGCUUUUAUGAAGAGGGCCAUUCUUUUCUCAUUUCCUGCAAUGCUAACUAGUGCAGUUAACUUGACACACAUAAUGGAUAGUAGUGUGUUGGUGCGUUCAGGGAGGAGCACUGUAGACCGGCAGCGGAGCGGCUCGCGUCUCAGGAGAACUCGGACUGACAGAGACAGAACCUGGAUCUUUAGUCUCCUUCUGCAGCCCGGCAUGGACGUUUUACUGGACACCUGUGGACGGCGACGAGUCAAGUUUCCGCUGUUACUGUACCUCUUCGUCGUGGAGGCAGCAGCCGACUGUCCUAAACCUCAGGCAAGGGAAAACAUUGUCUUAACCAACGAAGCACUUCUGAUGAAUGAUUUUCCAGAAGGUGUGGUCGUCACUUUAGAGUGUGCUAAUGGGUUUGUUGUUGAAAGUGGCUUUGGGAGCAUAACCUGCACCAAUAACAAUUGGAAUGAACCAGAUCUCUCCUGCAAAAAGAAAGACUGUGGUCCCCCUAGCCCUCAGCUCAAUAUGAGCUUUAAUACCAGCGACGGUACCCUGUUCGGUGCUGUUAUAAAAGUAGUUUGUGACAAAGGAUUCCAGAUCAUCGGAACAAGCUACAGGCAGUGCUAUGCGACCGGGUGGAGUCGAAAAUCCAGGUGUAAAAUUGUAACGUGCAAAAAACCUAGUACAGUGACCAAUGGCAAACACUCGUGGGAUUCUGAAGAUGACCCGAAAUACGGAGAAAUCAUACAGUACGUCUGCAACGAAGGAUACGCCCUCGUUGGGAAUGACAGCAUUGUGUGCAGCGAAACUCGUGACUACGAUUCUCGGCCUCCCGCGUGCCAAGGAGUGACAACAGAAGAUAGAACUACAACAAAAGUGCCAGCACCAACAUCUACACCUCCAGCACAAGAAGUGUCCACAUCUACAGAUCCGUCUGCCACACUCACAGCUCACAGAGAUAAAACCGUCACAACCAGUGCGACACCAACAGUCUCACCUUCAGUACAAGGUGGCAGAGACAUCUCGACAGCUGCGGGUAACGCCACAACAACCGCUGAGACAUCGACGACAUCAUCUUCACUUCCAGAGUAUAUCCCUGUUAUAGUCAGUGUGAUAUGCGUCUCAAUAGCUGUGUGUGUUGUAGCGGUGUUUUUACACAAGUUUCUUCUGAGGAGAAAAGGAUCAUAUGACACCAGAGAGGACCUGAAGCCUGAGUUAUUACAGUUCCAAAAUCUUUAGAUUGCCUGCCUGACUAAGCUCUGCAAAUGGACCGGGGCUUCUGUGACCCUGGAGGGACGUGCCAAAUCAACUGCAGCAGUGCCUCUCUGAGUCGAUGGGGGGGG
This is a messenger RNA of Anarrhichthys ocellatus (wolf-eel), 1382 nucleotides long. Its product is annotated as complement decay-accelerating factor. The transcript has 12 exons. The coding region runs from base 67 to 1278 and encodes 403 amino acids. Lineage: Eukaryota; Metazoa; Chordata; Actinopteri; Perciformes; Anarhichadidae. The record is from RefSeq and is a predicted model, not a curated record.